Messenger RNA from Yamadazyma tenuis ATCC 10573, 1118 nucleotides. The record is from RefSeq and is a predicted model, not a curated record. Lineage: Eukaryota; Fungi; Ascomycota; Pichiomycetes; Serinales; Debaryomycetaceae.
GCCAUCAACAAACCAAAGCAUUUAUCAGGUUUACUCUUGUCCUGCAGCGUACAGAGUUACAAAUUAUUUGAUCUUAGGUUCAAGGAUGCAAAAGCUUCAGCACUUGGGGAGUAUUUCUGGAUAGGAUUGGAAGCAUCUGGAUUAUCUGAUCGAGCUAACUUUAACAAGCAUUUUGGAGCAGCUGUUGGGGUAUUGACACCGGCAGAAAACAAGCCCAUGGAUAGACUUACCUUAUCACAGGAGUUGUGUUCUUCGUCAUGGGGACAAUUCGAUGGAGACGAUGACUACACUUUACUUUACGUGACUUCGCAUCAGCUUGAAAACUGGCUGUCAAUACCCAAAUUUCAAGAGGACUUGAGAAACAAGUUUACGAUUCGGAGAGAAGUGAGAAGGACGUUGGCCAUACCUCCAGAGGUAGACCCCACUGGUGAAGAGAACCUGGACCAGGAGAACUUGGACCAGGAGAUCCAGAAUGAGGACAGCAAUGAGAACCGGAAUAAGAGAAAGCGGGAAGAACCACUGGAAAAUGAUCAGAACCAAGAACCAAACCCAAAGAAAACUCCAGCAAAUGCACUCAACGUGGACUUUCCAGAAGAUGAAGAAGAUAACGAAGAAGAUGAAGAGGAAAUCCCCGAGGAAGAAACCGAAGACCAGCCACGGUAUGUAAGAAACAAAAAGAUUCUCAGAAAAACCAUAGAAAAGAACCCCCUAUUCAUUCAAGCAGCAUUAGCACCACCUGUGCUUAUCAGUCCAGUUCAUAACGAAGAGUUUAGAGAACCAAAGUAUGGAUGGAUGAGACAACAUCAGUUUGCUCAUGGACAAGGACAUCCAUAUUGGUGUGCUUAUGACAUAGUUGGCAGUCCUCAAUCUACUGACAAGGCUCGGGUUGAAGAAUAUGGCCGUAAGCUUCAGUACAAGUACCUAUUUAUUUUGGACGUAUGGCUCAACAUGGGUGCCGAUUAAACAUAAUAUACAUUACACAUUCUCAAAUAUAGUAGGAUGCAAAAAAAGAAUCGUCACAGACAGGAUUCGAACCUGCGCACGCAAUGCGCAACACCUUAACCACCAAAUAAAUUAGCAGGGUGUCGCCUUAACCACUCGGCCACUGUGACCAAUUC